AUGGUCGCUACCCGCUCGAGUCUGUGCCUCGUGGCGCAUCCAUCAAUAGUGUCGGUGGCUGAACGGGGAAUGAGGAAGAUGAUGCACGAACUCGACUUCAUCAAUAACCUGUCACCUGCGCCUGAUGCAGCUGUUACCGCCUAUGUGGAUAUGUCUGUUGAUGAUCUAUUGGAGCAGGCUGUCAUGGUGAUCAGGGCUGCCACACGCCUAAGCAACAAGGAGCUGGCCGAAGCACUAGCGGUUAUAGCACAGGAGACGGAGGAGGUUGAGAUGGAGGUUCCUUGA
This is a messenger RNA of Miscanthus lutarioriparius, 285 nucleotides long. The record is from the annotation of a GenBank genome assembly. Lineage: Eukaryota; Viridiplantae; Streptophyta; Magnoliopsida; Poales; Poaceae.